AUGCGCUCAGUCUUCUUCACUGGCCUUCUGGCUACUCUCGCCAUUGCGAGCCCGAUUGCAGUCGUCGAGAAGCGCGGUGCUGCCAACAUCGCUGCUGCCCUGGACAACGUCAGUGCGAACAUCAAGACCGUCAACUCUACCUUGAGCACCUUCAACAAAGGCGAUCUCGACUCGCUCAUCAAGGUCCUCAAGAUUCAGCAACAAACCAAAGACCUCGGUGAAUCGCUCAAGACAGCGACUUCCGCAGCCGAAGCAUCGGAGCCUCUGGACGAUGCAGGCAGCUUGACCAUCGGCUUGGCCAUCUUGAACGACCUACUACCAGACACAACCUCUCUCCUCACCAAGAUCGAGUCCAAGAAGCCAGCGUUCGACGCUGCCGUCCUUGGUAUUGCCUCUGUAUCCGCCACCGUUAAGAAGUCCCUUGUAGAACAGAAGCAGCAAUCCGCCGAGCUUGGACAAGCCAUCACUGCUAAGCUCACACCAGCCUUCGCCAACCUCGCUCCUGGAAUCAAUCAACAAAUUGCAGACAAGUUCACUGAGGCUAUCAACAUUUACUCGCAACCAGGUGGACUCAUUCCACUUCCAGCUUUGCCUUUCAAGGAGUAA
Messenger RNA from Fulvia fulva, 606 nucleotides. RefSeq lists its product as uncharacterized. The transcript has a single exon. The record is from RefSeq and is a predicted model, not a curated record. Lineage: Eukaryota; Fungi; Ascomycota; Dothideomycetes; Mycosphaerellales; Mycosphaerellaceae. The coding region runs from base 1 to 606 and encodes 201 amino acids. Gene Ontology annotation, cellular component: extracellular region.